Molecule: messenger RNA, 1332 nt
Organism: Yamadazyma tenuis ATCC 10573
Lineage: Eukaryota; Fungi; Ascomycota; Pichiomycetes; Serinales; Debaryomycetaceae
Source: RefSeq, a predicted model, not a curated record
AGUCAUACCAUCUUCAUUUAUUCAUCAUAUACAUUUGUUCACGAUACUAAUCAUGACAGUCCUCGACACACCACAAUAUCCCACACACAAUGAGUUCAGAAGUGACACGUUCACUGUGCCCACCCAGUCGAUGCUCGACUCCGCCUACCACGCCACCUUUGGAGACUCGGUGUACAAAGAAGACCAAAGCACUUUGGACCUCGAAUCCUACAUGUGCCAACUCACCGGCAAAGAGGCCGCAUUGUUCUGUGUCAGCGGAACCUUGUCCAACCAGGUUGGGUUGAGAGCCAACUUGUACCAGCCUCCAUAUUCGGUUCUCUGUGAUUACAGAUCACACGUCUAUCUACACGAAGCCGGGGGAUUGGCAACACUCUCACAGGCGAUGGUGCACCCGGUUGUUCCCGCUAAUGGAAACCACUUGACUUUGGACGACGUUCUCCGCAAUUACACGCCAGACAACGCCGACAUCCACGCGGCUCCCACGAAGGUGAUUUCCCUCGAAAAUACCCUCCACGGAAUCGUGAUGCCCAUUGAGCAUAUCCGCCAGAUCAGUCAGUUUGCCCGGGAUAAUGGCAUUAAGCUUCACUUGGAUGGGGCUCGUUUGUGGAACGCAUCGGUAGAAACAGGUGUUUCAAUUAAAGAAUAUUGCAGCUACUUCGACUCGGUUUCUUUGUGCUUGUCAAAGUCGUUGGCAGCUCCCAUGGGGUCGAUACUAGUGGGGCUGCGGGUGUUUGUGGAAAAGGCUAACCACUUUAAAAAGCAAAAUGGAGGGGGAAUACGGCAGGCGGGGAUGAUGACAGCCAUGGCGCUCACGGCCAUUAAGGAGAAUAUGCCCCGGCUUCAUGUGGCCCACGAAUACGCCCGGGAUGUCGGUCGGUUCUGCACUGAUCACGGCAUUAAACUUGAGAGUCCGGUCGACACCAAUUUCGUGUUUCUCGAUAUGGCUGCAAACAGAAUGAGUCAAGACCGAUUGAUCGCAAUUGGUCACAAUCACAACAUUAAAAUUAUGGGAAAUCGGAUAUCCUUUACGUUCCAGAAUAGCCAAGAAAGUGUGGAUGUUCUAAAAGACGUGAUUCUUGAGUGCUAUAAAGAAGCUCAGGUCAAUCCGUACUAUGGGAUCGCAUCUAAUAAGCAGUUGUAUAAUUACAAGCUGGUGUUAAGAUCAGGGGAAGAAACAAAAUAAAACUCUCUGGAUGUAAUUAGCUAGGUUGGUCCGGCUUCCAAGCCCAUAUUAAUAGACAAACAAAUCCCGCCUUUCACAGGCGUGUAGUAAAGAUCCUCAUGUCCGGUGCGGACAAGAGUGAAGAAGGCUUAAAGUAGAUAGUGGUAAUC